This is a messenger RNA of Camellia sinensis, 2187 nucleotides long. NCBI's taxonomy places the organism in Eukaryota, Viridiplantae, Streptophyta, Magnoliopsida, Ericales, Theaceae. The record is from RefSeq and is a predicted model, not a curated record.
AUGCUGAAUGACAAAGUGAUGAAUGAUGAAGAUUUUCGAAUCAAAGAAGAAAUUAACACUUCUAAUGAUGCUAAAAAAGGUGAACGUGACUGCAUGUUUGUUGCAAGUAUACUGAAAGGAAAGCCAAGAUAUUAUAGUGGAUCAAAGAACAUUAGGCAACGUGAAUUUUUAUGUUGUAAAGAGGGUUUUAAAGUAGACGAAGACCCUUUUGAAGAGAAAAAAUUGAAUAAGCUGGAGACUAGAACUGGUUGCAAAGCAUUUGUUCGUUUAACUGUUGAAGAUGGAAUUUGGAAGGUUACUACCUUCAAUCCUGAACAUAAUCAUGAACUUGCAUUACAAUCAGAGCGACAUUUGCAAAGAUUUGCUCGUCACAUUUCAAAACCGAAGGCAGAUGUGAUUGAUUCUAUGGUAAAUGCAGGUAUAAGCACAAAGAAUGCUUAUUCAUAUCUAAGAGAAGAAGUUGGAGGCAAUGAGAAUGUGGGUUUUACCAAAAGGGAUUGCUAUAAUUAUGUGAACAAGCAAAAGAUGACGAUGAUUAGUGUUGGAGAUGCUCAAAGCCUAUUGAAUCAUUUUAAGAAGAAACAUACAGAAGAUCCGAUGUUCUUUUUCAUAGUUCAAGUAGAUCAAAAAAAUCGCAUGACUAAUUUUUUCUGGAGAGAUAGGAGAUCAAGGGUUAAUUAUGAUUGCUUUGGAGAUGUGGUUGUUUUUUAUACCACCUAUCACACCAAUAAGUAUAAUUUGAUUUGUGCUCCAUUUGUUGGUGUUAACCACCAUUGGCAAAAUGUGAUGUUUGGUUGUGCUUUCCUUUUGGAUGAAACCACUGAUUCAUUUAUAUGGUUGUUUAAAUCAUUUUUAGAAUCAAUGGGGAAUCGAUCUCCAAUUACAAUUUUUACUGACCAAGAUAAAGCCAUGUCUAAUGCUAUUCAAGUAGUGUUUCCAAAUACACAUCAUCGACUAUGUUUGUGGCAUAUUUUGAAAAAUGCUCCUUCUCAUUUGGGGGAAUUAAAUACUAGCACAGAGUUCAAGUACCUUUUCAACAAGUGCAAAAAAUAUUGUGAUUCUACACUAGAAUUUCAACAAACUUGGGAUAACGUGAUACAAAAGUUUAGUUUGGAGAGUCAUCGAUGGCUUAAUAUGAUGUACAAGAUUCGACACAAGUGGAGCACUGCAUGCACUAAGGAUAGCUUCACUGCUGAAUUUAAAGCUUCCUCAAGGAGUGAAAGUACAAAUAAUGUUUUGAAUAACAUAGCAGUGGCAGGUAUGCGUUCUUCAGAGUUGGAUGAAGAUUUUGGAUGCAAGCAAGGUGCCCCUCAAAAACAAGUUGAUUGUCAAGAUACAGUUGAUGUCUUUGAGUUGAAAGAAGAAAAUAGUGAAAGGGUACAUAUUGUUCACUUUGAUCAUCUCACUAACAACAUUUCUUGUUCUUGUAAGAAGUUUGAAUCAUUAGGAGUUCUUUGUUGUCAUGCAUUGAGGGUUUUUAGUGUAAAAAAUUUGACUGCAAUUCCAAGUCAAUAUAUUUUGAAACGUUGGGCAAAAGAUGCCAAGAAAGGGAUUAUGGCUUAUGAACAACGUACCAAUUCCAUUGCGAAUGCAAAAGAGGCUGAGAUCAUAUGGCGUAAUAGUAUGAUACGUAUAGUUAAUACAACUAUAUACAAGAGUCAAGGGAAUGAUAGCCUUAAGAACAUUUGCCAGAAGAUACUUAUAGAACUUGAUGAAAAAAUUGAAAGGGAGUUUGAAAGGUUGAGAUUGGGUACAGAUAUGCAUAUUGAAGAAGAUCAAACCGUACAAUGUGAUACUACUAACAUGUCAGUGUUGGAUCCCCCACAAGCAAGAUCGAAAGGAAAAUCAAAACAAGUAAAGCAAGGACCAUCACAUGCCUCACUUGCUGUCACAUAUGAUAUAACAAUCUUCCAACCACCAAAUGGGUCCCCUUAUGUAAGACCAGCAGAUGCCAACAUACAUGGUCAAUCUCACCCACCAUGGGCCAUGCAUACUCAGGAUAUGGACUUUGCAAAUAUUCCUUUUACAACUAUGUUGCAAAGUGUCGAUGUUGUAAACCAAUUUAGUCAGAAAAAUGAUAGUCACGCAGAGAAGCUACGAAAGCAACUUUGUUGCCAUUGCUGCAUAAGAGAUUACAAGGAAAGGGAUGCCAUUGCUGCCAAAAAUGUGAAUGAAAGGGAUGUUUAA